Molecule: messenger RNA, 1530 nt
Organism: Dama dama (fallow deer)
Lineage: Eukaryota; Metazoa; Chordata; Mammalia; Artiodactyla; Cervidae
Gene: COMMD3
Product: COMM domain containing 3
Exons: 8
Coding region: 54-590 (178 amino acids)
Biological process (GO): sodium ion transport
Source: RefSeq, a predicted model, not a curated record
GCGCGCGGCGCGUGUCACGUGGUGCGCGUGUCGAAGGUCACGGCGCGCUCACAAUGGAGCUCUCGGAGUAUGUGCAGAAAGGCUUCCAGAUGCUGGCCGAUCCUGGCUCCUUCGACUCCAACACCUUCACGCUUCUCCUCCGGGCGGCUUUCCAGAGUCUGCUGGACGCCCAGGCGGACGAGGCUGUGUUAGAUCACCCAGACUUGAAACAUAUCGACCCAGUGGUUUUAAAACAUUGUCAUGCAGCAGCUGCAACUUACAUACUGGAGGCUGGAAAGCAAAGAGCUGACAAAUCAACUCUAAGCACUUAUCUAGAAGACUGUAAAUUUGACAGCGAGAGAAUAGAAUUGUUUUGGACAGAAUAUCAGAAUAAUAGGAAUUCCCUAGAAAUCCUACUGGGAAGUAUAGGCAGAUCUCUCCCUCAUAUAACUGAUGUUUCUUGGCGUUUGGAAUAUCAGAUAAAGACCAAUCAACUUGAUAAGAUGUACAGACCUGCAUAUUUGGUGACCUUAAAUGUAGAGAACACUGACUCCCGAUCCCACCCAGAGAUUAGUUUUAGUUGCAGCAUGGAACAAUUACAGAAACUUUGAAAACAUGAUUUUUAAACAGUGGUUUUAAAUGACUUUUUAUAAAGGGGCAAGUUACAAAAAUUCUGAAACUGUUCAUAUUGUCUGUGUAAGACACUGGGGAAAUUCAAAAUUACAUUGAUUAAUGGACAUGACAACGAAUUUAUUUCUUAGCACUUAAAAAAAUGAAGGACAUCACUUGAAAUUUUGAUGAAAUUGAUUUUUUCCAAAGGAAUCUCCUGCAGAGUUGUUUUAAUGUAACCAUUAAUUGAACUUUAAACUUUCAAAAGAUGUGAAUACAGCAUUAUCCUUGUUAGAUAACUUGAGAAAUUUAAUUUUGGUAAACCUUGAGUGUUCAGAAGAUUCAGUUAGAAACUAUAUUUCACAUCUGAGGGCAAGCAUUUUGAAGAUGAGACAUUUUAGAGGAAACCUUUACUUUGAUAGUGGUUUGUCAAAGGUUUAAAAUCUUGAGUUUAAAAUUGUUUAGAAAGUGUCUCCCGACUUUUUUCUUGCAUCUUUCUCAAGCUUGGAUACUUCUCUCUUGCGUUUUAUCCUAAAAACGAGCCAUGGUAUACAUCUUUCAGGACUUAGUAGGAAAACUUAAAGAUGCUUCGAAAAGCCUGGAAAGAGCAACUCAGUUGUAACUUGGGAAAGUUAACGAUCUGACAGGAUCUAGAGGAAGACCAGGAACGUCUUGCCGUCCGCUGAACCAUCAUUUCUGCGAGGUGGAUGUCUUCCUUUUCAGAACAGAUUUUUUUCUUUUGGAUUUCUGUCACUCAUAAGUUUUGACACUUUAUUUUUUUACACCUCUGGAAGGGUUAAGAGGGAAUUUCUGCCUAAGUAUUUGAAUCUUUAGUAUUAUCCGUACACUUGAUCCCAUUUGAUCUUUUCCACGUCUUCCAAAAGGAAGUAGACAGUAUUACAUUCUGAAUAAAUAAGUUGUUCCCACAAAAGAGUGGUGAGA